This is a messenger RNA of Symbiodinium necroappetens, 3705 nucleotides long. Lineage: Eukaryota; Dinophyceae; Suessiales; Symbiodiniaceae. The record is from the annotation of a GenBank genome assembly.
AUGCCUUUUAUCGGCGGAGACGACGAACUGCCGGACAUUACCGCAGAAACCAGCGAGCAGCGACUGUAUCGUGAUGCCCAGCGCUAUCUUCGUUCCGGCAACUAUCAACAGGCCAUUGGCCAGCUGGAAUUACUGGAGGCACGCUUUCCCUUUGGCCGUUACGCUGAACAGGCUCAACUGGAACUGAUCUACGCACGCUAUCAGUCAUUUGAUCUGGAUGGCGCAACGGCGGCAGCGGAUCGUUUUAUUCGCCUGCAUCCCCAACAUUCGAAUAUCGAUUAUGCUUUCUAUAUCAAAGGCUUAUCCGGCAUUAGUAAAAACGAAGGGUUGAUGGAUAGACUGUUCGAAAUAGAUAUCUCCAAACGUGAUAUGGCACCCAUGCGAGCGGCCUACGCCGACCUGGGCCAGUUAUUGGCCCGCUAUCCGAACAGUCAAUAUGCUCCGGAUGCAACUCAGCGCAUGAUCUAUCUGCGCAACAUCCUCUCCCGCGCCGAGAUUGCGGUCGCCGACUACUACAUGCGGCGCGGCGCGUUCAUUGCCGCGGCAAACCGCGCUCGAUACGUACUUGAGACCUAUCCUCAAUCAGAGGCGACGGACGAAGCGCUGCUGGUCCUGGUGGAGAGCAAUUAUCGGCUCGGUUUACAGGACGAAGCCAACAACGCCCUGCGCAUUCUGUCGCUGAACUAUCCGCAACAUCCAGCUUUCGACGAAGGUGCCACCACCGCUUCGAAUCGUAUCGAACGCCGGCGCGUGGCCCUGAGCACCGGCCUGCUGAACAUCUAUAACUAUUACCGGAUGUUCAUCGGCCUGGCGAUUCUGGUGGCCUACCAGCAGGAUCUGUUUGCAACGAAACUCGGUUCUUUAGAGCCCCGCCUGUUUCUAAUCACCGCAGUCAUUUACACCGGCGUAAAUGUCGCAUCAGCACUAUUCCACCGUUUUGUACCCAGAGCCUGGGGACAGCAGCAGAAUUUAAGCCUCGGUCUGGUAAUUUUUGAUGUCUUGUCCCUGACGGUCAUCAUGUUUACCUCAGGCGGUAUCAGCAGUGGCGUCGCAGCGCUGAUCCUGAUCACCGUCGUCACCGGCGCAAUUUUAGUCACGGGGCGUCGUGCCACCUUCAUCGCUGCCCUGGCCAGCAUUGCAGUGCUGUACGAAGAGUUCUACCUGCGCAUUUCCACCAGCAAUGCUAACGACGAUUUUCUGCAGGCAGGAAUUUUUGGGGUCAUCUAUUUCGCGGCAUCGUUUACGAUUCAAAGACUGUCCAAUCGGAUUCGUCAGAAUGAUAUCCGCGCACUGACCCAGGCUGUGGAACUUGCGGAUCUGGAACGCCUCAAUCGACAGAUCAUCCAGCGCAUGCGUACGGGUAUUAUCGUCGUCGAUCAGAACAACGAUGUGCGCAUGCUCAACCAGUCAGCCCGCGCUUUAAUGGGCACGCAAAGCGAAGACAAUCUCGAUCAUUUACCCGCCCCGCUAAAUGAUGCGUUAAGCGCCUGGCGCGCCAACACGGAUCGUCGUGAGCAACCCUUCCAGAUUUCCGCAACCGCACCUGCGAUCCGGGCCAACUUCUCGGCGGUACGCAACGACGACGCCAAUGGCGACGUGACCAUUUUUCUGGAAGACACAGGCGAGAUCCAGCAACAGGCUCAACAGCUCAAACUGGCGGAGCUGGGCCGUCUGUCAGCCAGCAUUGCUCACGAGGUACGUAACCCAUUGGGCGCUAUCUCCCAUGCCGCUCAGCUGCUUAACGAAUCCGAAGAGCUGCAACCCCCUGAUCAACGUCUGACAGACAUCAUCAUCAGCCACUGUCAUCGUAUGAAUGGCGUGGUUGAAAACGUUCUGGAAAUGUCACGUCGGGCCAGACCCGAGCCUCAGCGGGUGAAUCUGCUCGACCAUCUAAAGGAGUUCUCGGAGGCAUUCUGUCAGUCCCAGCCGGAGGCCAGGCUGGAAAUUGCAGUGACGCCUGCAACGACAGAAAUACGCAUGGAUCCUAAUCAGCUCAGUCAGGCACUUACCAAUCUCGUCGACAACGGCAUUCGCUACUCAAAAGAGAAUGGCAAUGGUCCAACGGUGCGUUUGGAAGGGGGUAUGGACCCAGGCUCCGGUCGCCCAUUCUUAAACAUUGUGGAUAACGGUCAAGGCGUCGAGGACGAACUGGUUGACAGCCUGUUUCAGCCGUUCACAACCUCUUCGCGCAAAGGCACCGGUCUGGGCCUGUACCUGUCCCGGGAGUUGUGCGAAUCAAACCAGGCGCAAUUAAACGGACAGAUCAAGGUUAUAAAAACCAUGGCUCUUAAACGCGCACUUAUCAUCGAUGAUGAACCCGACAUACGUGAAUUGUUAGAGAUCACCCUCGGCCGCAUGAAACUGGAAACCGUGACCGCCGCAGAUCAGGCGGAGGCGCUGGCGCGACUGGGCGAACAGACAUUUGACUUGUGUUUGACGGACAUGCACUUACCCGAUGGUAACGGCUUGGAGAUUGUUGAACACAUCAACCUGCACUACCCGGACCUGCCCGUCGCGAUGAUCACUGCAUUUGGCAGCAUGGAUACCGCCAUUGCGGCAUUAAAAGCAGGUGCUUUUGACUACCUGCAGAAACCCAUUGACCUUGAACAGCUGCGCAGCCUGAUUGACUCCGCGCUGAAAAUGAGCGAUCUGCAGGAGAAUACGGACCCUGAAGCGGACGACAGUUUACUUGGACAGUCCGCAGCAAUGGGUCGUCUGCGACAGCAGAUCAACAAGCUGGCGCGAAGCCAGGCACCUAUUUACAUCAGCGGCGAGUCAGGCUCGGGUAAAGAAGUGGCCGCACGUAUGAUUCAUUCUCAGGGGCCACGCAGCGCUGGCCCAUUCAUACCUGUCAACUGCGGCGCUAUCCCAUCGGAACUGAUGGAAAGUGAAUUUUUUGGCCAUGUUAAAGGUAGUUUUACGGGUGCAGUCAGCGACAAGGAAGGCCUAUUCCAGGCGGCAGGCACAGGAACGUUAUUCCUUGAUGAGGUCGCCGACCUGCCGCUGGCCAUGCAAGUGAAGCUGUUACGCGCGAUACAGGAAAAAGCCGUUCGCCCGGUGGGUUCCCAGAGCGAGGACCUUACCGACGUGCGUAUCUUAUGUGCAACCCAUAAAGAUUUAAGCCACGAGGUCGACAGCGGCCGCUUUCGGCAGGAUCUAUAUUAUCGCCUCAACGUCAUCGAGCUGCGCAUCCCGGCGCUACGCGAACACCUUGACGACAUCCCUGAGCUGGCCAAUGCCUGCCUGCAACGCCUGGCACAGGAAUACGGCAGCAGUGCACCAGUGGUAACUGACGACGCGCUGGCCACGCUCCUGCAGUAUUCUUUUCCAGGCAACGUUCGUGAACUGGAAAACGUACUUGAGCGCGCAUUUACCCUGUGUGAAAACAAUCAGAUUGCGCCAGCGGAUCUACAAUUGGCUAACACUCACAGUGCUGCACCGCCACCAGCUGCCGCUGAACGUCGUCAAGACAAGCCAUUUAUUGAAACACCUGAUGAAGUCUCCGAGCAGCUUGCAGAAGCAGGCGAUGACAGUAUUACUCUGCCGCCUGGAGUCAGUCUGGAGGACUAUCUGGAAGGUAUUGAACGAGCGCUGAUUACCCAGGCGCUGGACGCCAAUCGCUGGAAUAAAACAGCCGCCGCAAAGGACCUGGGUAUUACCUUCCGAGCGUUGCGCUAUAAACUGAAAAAGCUCGACCUGGAAUAA